Coprinopsis cinerea okayama7#130 is the source of this 1353-nucleotide messenger RNA. RefSeq lists its product as hypothetical. The record is from RefSeq and is a predicted model, not a curated record. The coding region runs from base 1 to 1353 and encodes 450 amino acids. NCBI's taxonomy places the organism in Eukaryota, Fungi, Basidiomycota, Agaricomycetes, Agaricales, Psathyrellaceae. The transcript has 12 exons.
AUGGCCGACGACAUGCCGGAUAGUUUGCUACAAAUGAUCCAGUCAAUGGGGGGUAUGGACGUGAGGAACACUGUAGUUCCCUACGGAGGACGCCCAAAGUACGUUAAAUUGGCACCUGGAGAUACCGGGAAGUAUCUCCCUCCAAUCUUCUUUGAAGACCCCCGAAAGCACAAGCCUGAACCAGGCCCAUUGGGCGAGAUACAUACUUGGGGGCUGUAUCCUUACGAGUACGAGGGAAUAGACGAUGACGGUGAUGACCGUCCAGAAGACAACUUUCCAUGCUUUGACGGAACCGCGGCCAUGAUGCGUACAAUGUCAACCCAGCACCUCUACUUUGGCAAACCAGGCCCUGAACAACAAUGGGUUAAAGUCCUCGUUGAAAGGAAAAAGGAACAACUCAAAGAUCUCGAUUUGAGCGGGUUGGACAAACAGGACGUGGUUAUUAAAAUUGAAAUGAGGGUACGAAACCUCCAUUGCUAUCAUUUCACCGACUACAGAGACGGGUCACUCUUUGGACCUGAGAAAUCAGAUUCCAUUGACAUGGUGCACAUCGCGCAGGUGGGGUACAAGUACCUCCCUGACUCCAAAUAUAUGCUGGCCCACCUGUUCGCGAAAGAAGGUGAUAAGAUUGGUUACCUCUACGACUUUGGCGACAAGUGGUUCCACGUGUUAACGAUCGAAAGAAUCUUGCCACUCACAGACUCGCACGGGUCAAUUGAAAUUCUGGACGGAAAGGGUGCUUGUCCAGGAGAGAACAUGCAAGGAACCUACCGCUACGACGAUUUCCUAAAGGACUAUUACUAUAAGGACAACGCUACGGAAAAGUUGAAGAAGAAACGCGAAAUCCUCAAAUCUCCCAACUACACCGGGUUCGCGGGUAAAGCCAGCACCCCUCCCUCCCUCUUCGACCCCGCCCACUUCGACAUUGAAGCUGCCCGAGCCCGGCUCGCCGAAGCGCUCUCCUCAACCAAUUCUGUCCGUAGCGGCUCGAAGAAAUUCAACAUGCCAUUCCCGUUUGGGGUGCCGCUUUCUGCGGACAAGCCUCUCGAUCCCUCGAGGCCUGGCCCUUCUUCGGGUUUAUACAGGAAUCUAGGGAAGAAUGCCCACAAGACGCAAGUGGUGAAAACAUUUGAGCCGGGGUAUGCUGGGUACUGGGAGGAACUAGAAUCUAAUGUAAAGGAUAAGAGGAGGGAGACGCUUUGUGCGCACUGCGGGAAGCCUGGGGAUGAGGCGCUGAAGCAGUGCGGAGGGUGCAGGCAGGUCCUGUAUUGUUCGCCUGAGCAUCAGAAGUUUCAUUGGAGAGCCAUGCACAAGAACCAGUGCAGCCGACGGUAUUUGAAGAAAGACGACUGA